ACUUUCUGCCUCGGCGUGUUUUGUCUAUGAAGAUGGCUCCUGACAUAUAGUUAGUUGGCAUGUCGGAGGAUCGUAGCGAAUUGUGAUAUUUGAAUACUUUAUAUAACGUACAUAUAGAAACGAAACUUUUACCAUGAAUUUGGGUACGUCGAACAGUUAUGGAAAUGGACUACUCUAUGCAGGUUUCAAUCAGGAUCAAGGUUGCUUUGCGUGUGGCAUGGAAAAUGGUUUUCGAGUGUACAACUGUGACCCAUUAAAAGAAAAAGAAAGACAAGAUUUUGCUGAAGGGGGCUUAAGUUAUGUAGAGAUGCUGUUCCGAUGCAAUUACCUGGCCUUAGUAGGAGGAGGACCGCGACCAAUGUAUCCUCCAAACAGAGUAAUGGUUUGGGAUGAUCUGAAGAAAACUCCUGUUAUUGCUCUGGAAUUUAAUGCACCAGUGAGGGGAGUGCGGUUGCGUCGUGAUAGAAUAGUUGUCAUUCUUGAAGGAGUAAUUAAAGUAUAUACCUUCACCCAAACCCCUCAGCAGUUACAUGUAUUUGAAACAAAUCCUAAUCCCAAAGGAUUGUGUGUUUUGUGCCCCAACAGUAAUAAUUCUCUAUUGGCAUUUCCGGGAAGAAAAACUGGUCAUGUACAAGUUGUGGAUCUGGCAAACACAGAAAAAGCACCUUUAGAUAUUGUUGCGCAUGAAGCAGCAUUGAGUUGCAUUGCUCUAAAUUUACAGGGAACUAGACUUGCAACAGCUUCUGAAAAGGGUACAUUGGUUCGUGUGUUUGACGCUGCAUCGGGAACAAUGAUAAAUGAACUUAGGCGAGGUGCCAAUACAGCUAAUAUAUAUUGUAUCAAUUUCAAUCGUGAUUCAUCUUGCCUAUGUGUAGCCAGUGACCAUGGAACUGUGCACGUGUUUGCAGUUGAAGAUCAAAAGUUAAACAAACAAUCAAGUUUAGCAUCCGCUUCCUUUUUGCCCAAGUACUUCAGCUCCAGUUGGAGCUUCUGCAAAUUUCAAGUGCCCGGUGGACCACAGUGUAUGUGUGCCUUUGGAACUGACAACAAUUCUGUUAUAGUUAUUUGUGCUGAUGGCAGUUACUACAAGUUCCUUUUUAACAACAAGGGUGAGUGUUCCAGAGAUGUCUAUGCUCAAUUUCUUGAAAUGACUGAUGAUAAAAUGUAGUGAUUGUAAAUGUAAAAUGGAGAAUUGUAAAUGCCAAUGUAUCUAUAUCUUUUCUUCUGGUCCUCAAAAUGGGAAAGGACUGGAUGAUGGUGCUUGAUGAGUGUGUAACAGAAUCAUGUUAUUGAUCUAAUUAUUUUGUUUCAUUCUCUCUGUGAAUAUUUGCGAUACCUCGCUAUUUGGAGGUUUUCGUCAUGCCAUUGGCAAAUCAGUGUAUAGAAAACAAGACACCGAAUGAUGAAGUUGAUAGAUAAAGUAGGUAUAUAUGUUGUUUGUAAUCAAUUACUUGAUGUUCUGGUAAAUUGAAAUUAUAAUAAGUCAGUGAUAUUUAAAAUACAGAUGAUUAACUAGAGUUUCUUCUCAACAGCAGUUUUCAUGGGUUAAAUUAAUCUAGUCAUGUUUUCGAACACUGGCCUGGUAACUUCUUUGCUCAACUUAUGUCUUCUAUGUUAUUCUCUGUAAACUUUUGUAUUCAUAAUCCUUGUGUCUUUGGAUAUACAUUGUAAUUGAUAUGUACAGAAUCCAUCUUUUUAAGUGAUUAAUGUUAAGAGUUUCUCAAGUUCAUUGUACAAUACAUGAGAUAAACUUCAAGAAUACAAGCUCCUGUGAUUUGGUUUCUCUUGGUGAAUUUUUAUUAAUUUUUAUUGUAAUGACUUUAAUUUGUGCAUGAUAUAUUCUUCAAAUUAUUGUAAUAUAAUAUUCCAUAGUUCAAUAUAUUAAAUCUUUUUAUAAUUCAGAAGAGAUAUAUUUUGAUAUCAUCAGUGAUUUAAAUUGAACUCUCAUUGUUGAGGGAAACAAAUGAUGAAGAUGAAGUCAUUCAAAGUGAGACUUACGGAAAUUGCAACCUAAGAAUGAAGAUUGGAAAUUAAAUAAUUGUAAUGUAACACAAAUUAUUUGGUGGUACAUUGAUUUUCUGUUUACAAAAGUUAGCAUUUGAGAUAUUAUUAUCAUUAUUGAGAUAUUUGGAAUAAUAAGAACUUAUAAGAUAUCAAGUAGACACUUCCAAAAUAUAUGUAUCAAGUUAUCAGUUGUAAAAAUAUUAACCUUUUUUUGAAUUUUCCUUUUGAAAUUGAAUAUGUGUGUGGAUGCAUUAAACUCUCAGAUUAUACAGUUAUGCUUGUUAGUUAAAUUACUAAAGACGUACAAAAAAAGUAAACAUGUAAUAGUACUAAAUUAUGAUAAUGACAAGACAUGCAAUAAAAAUGUUGUUUUAAUACUUACCAAUGCAUCGAAUAUCACAGUGCUACAAUUAUAAACAUUACUUUUUUGUCGUAUCAAUAGAAAAAUCAUAUUUGAAAAACUAAAUGUUAAGAAUUUGUUAUUUCAAAUUUUAAAAGUUUUUCUUAUUUUAAGGUGUAGUAUUUUAUAACAUCUAAUAGUCUUUUUUGAAGCUGAUAUUUGAUUUCGCUUCAGGUUUCUCACAAGCUUCUUUUUGGUCAUCUUUGUUUUCUAGAUUUACAUUAAUUUCGUUAUAAUGUACUUUAAAUAAAUUAUUUUUUCAUGGAAACAAUAAGUUUCUAUAUUGUUAAUGUAUUGCAGCUUAGAAAUCUGCAUUAUUACCCUUCUUUUUUAAUGUUUUCCCUUCUCUCUCUGUCUUUCUUCUUUUUCCACCAUAAGACGAUCGUUUAUAAUGGCUUAUUUCUCAGUUAAAUUUAACUUGCAGCAGCUUGUUGGUUUUGUAAGUAUUUCAGACUUCCUUUACUUUUUUAUUUAAUUUAAUGAUUAAUUUAAACCAUUUAUGAUCGUUGUCUGAUGAGAAGAAAAAGGAUCAGUCAAAAUAAAUAAAGAAUACCUUAAUAUACAUGAAAAUGAAUUUAUGAUUUUACAUCAAUUGGAGAUAUUAUUUCUUCUCUCUUUUUUUGAGUUCAAGACACAUACCAUUGUCUUGAGCAGCUUUAAGCUGACGUUGAGGCCUUUUAUUUAUUUCUCUAAUUUAUUUUUCUUUCUUCUCUAAAUCACAUAUGAUUAAUAUUACAAUAAAGAAACAAGCUGAAAAGUGAACAUAUUCUUUAACAGCAGUUAAAUUUAGUUAUCAUACAUUAUAAUAAAAAAACUGAAUAAAAUACAUCAGAAAUUAGUUAUGUUUUUUUAAAAUUUUUAUUUACUUACAAUUAGCCAAGAAAAAAGGUUAUAGUACACCAACCUUUAAAUAUCUGAAUCCUCAGCAGUCUUCUACUAUCCCUGCUCCAAUGUUUAAUUUCUGAGUGAAAAAAAUAAACAAUUAUGUUAUUAUGCUGGAAAUUUGCUAUCGAUGAGCCCACAUGGUGAAAGUUUCUGCAAAAACACUGCAAUUGUCAAGAUCUUCAAAGAAGGCAGACAAAUGAUCUAUGGAUAAGAGAGAAAUAAUUGGUUGAAAAUGGUCCUCUCGUUAACACCAACAAACAUGUCAGGAAGAAAUCAUCAAAAUUGUUUCCUAAGCAAUAUCCUGAUCGAGAUGAAGAUGAUAAGAAAAGAUGAGAAUUCAGCUUCAAUAUACCAAAUAUCAUCCUUCUUCACCAUCUGUUGACGUUUUAGGACAGUAAGAGGAGAGACUUGUUUGCCAAAACACCUCUAACGUAUUUAAAAUAGAGACAUCAUUAAAGCCUUUUUUCAUUAGCAAUAAAUAAUGCAUCAAUAUUACAAACAUUAUCUGGGCAUAUAUACAUACUAUGGUACAUUUAGAGUUGGGGAAGGGAGGACUUGAACUUCAGUUCACUCCCUCAGAAGAAAACAAUACGUAUUCACAAAUAUAGUUUUUCGGUGAUACUAGUUUUUUACAGUAACAAAAGUUAAUCCUCCUCUGAGUGUUCAGUUAAAUUAUAUUGUUUAGUAGACUUAAGAAAUGUAUGAUGCAGAUUUUUUAAAUUCCAGUAAACUUUUUGGGCAUCUUAUUUUUUAUACUAAUUUUGAAACUCAUUGUUUUCCUGAGAUGCUUUUAAAAAUUGUUUGUUUCAUUAUCAAACUUGCAUUGUAUGUCAGAAUUGAGUAUUGUAUUUGAGUCAGAAUUGUAUGGGAAGCAAUUGUUCAACAACUUAGUAUUUGAGGAAUCAUACUUUGUUAUGUACUUGUGAAUAGUUAUGUAUGCAAACUUCUUGUCAAUGAAAUUUACCAAUUAUUUUCACUUAUUCAUAUAAAAUUCAGGAAUGGUUUCAAUUAGAAUAACUAGAAGCUAUAAUACAUUUUCAAUCUGUGCAUGUUUUCUUAAACUCCAAAUACUCUACUCCCUGUCGUUAAUAAUACAUUAUUAAAUUGUGAAAAAAAAUAAAAGCAACAGGAAUGGGCUAUUUUGGGUAAACAGAAAUUUUCUAGAACUCUUAAUGAAAGAACUGAACCACCCACCCCAAUUACAUCUAGCAAAAAAGUGAAUGAGGAAACCAUGAGAAAAUAGUUAUCAUAAUUAAAAAUUGUACAUAGUAUUUUUGAAAUGGUGGUUAUGUGAUUAUUUCAUGACCAACUUGUUGAAACACGCUAUACAUCCCAUGAAAUAUGCUGUUUGACUUGAGACAAUUUCUGAUUUAUUGUGUAAGAGACUGAAAUAGUAAUUAUCAAAGUAGUAAUACAGAAAGGAAUAAGAAUCUCAAAAUUGUUGAGAAAUCUUAUUCCUUCGCAUUUUGUCAUAGGUAGGCUGAUUUUAUUGAAUAAUAAUGCUUUUGUUUCAUGUAUCUUCAAAAAUAGGAAAUUAAAUUCAUAAAAACACAACAUGUACAAUAUUGUAGCAACUUGCUUGAAAAUAUGUAAAUUUGCUUGAUGGAAUGGGUGUUUUAUAACGCAUAACCAAAUUUUUAUUCAUGUGUUAGUGUAGUUCAAGAAUUUUUCCAUUCAUUGUUUAGAUGGUAGACAAUUAGUUUUGACAAAUAAUGAAGUGCCAUUGAAUGUACUAGAAUAAUGCAUCAUCACAGCUUUGCCUUAACCAGACCAGAUGUAUUUUCGUAGGAAAACUCCUCUUAAACUUUAUAUUCUUCCACUGUGGUUAUGUAGUUUAGGGAGAUUAUAUAAUUCUGGUUAAAAAUUCCAUGCUCAAAUUACUAGGAAAUGUAUAUAUCUUAGUGAUUUUAUAAUUUAAAAAAAAUAUUUUUGUGCCUAGAGAAUACACAAGUUUCAUAGUGGUAAUGAGCGUUCAGAAGACGUUUCCCAAUAAAUUUGACUUUGAUAAAAAUUUCAUUCUUUGGUUCUAAGCUAUCAGCAUCAUUGUACUAGUAUGAUUGAGAUUGAGUAAUGUCUUUGAAAACAUCUUAAGCAAUUGUUGGAGCUUAAAAUAGGAAUUACAUUUUGUCAGUUUAUAUCCUGCAGAGAUUCUCUCGUGUUACAGUCGGUUACUGAUUGAUAAAAUAUAAUAUUUUCUUUCCAUUACAAUAAAAUAAGUUGGCUAAAUCUCAUUUUUAUUAAUAACUAAAAGUACAACUUUUUUAAUUUUUUGAGGGCAGGGAAAACCUUUUUAUCAAAUCAAUUUUUUUCCAUGCAUGCUUUUUUCCUAAACACAUGCAUUUGCCAAUUGUAGUAGUAUAUGUGGAUUAAAAAGUAAGUCAUGCCACAAAGUAUUAAUUUUCUAGUUCAUUCAUGUGUUUAUUAUUAUUUUUAUUAUGUUCUUUUUUUUGUUUUCUGAGGUUGUAAUAAUUUGAUCUAGCCUUUGGUUGUUAUUACAUUUAAACAUUGAGUAUUUUCUUUGCAGAUUUUUUUUAUGUCAAUGUCAUCAAAGUCAAAUAUCUUAAAACAAUUGUAAUGGUUUGAAUAAUUUAAUAAAUGUCAAUUUGAAAAGGAAAUAUUUUGAAUCAUGUCUCUUGCCUGGAUCAAGGAAGAUAUCCUUUAGUUUUGAGAAUACAAUACACAUUUGUCUUCUUCUGAGAAACAUGUAUCAAUGUUUGAGAAGGAAGUAUAGUAUUAUGAUUCCCACAUUUUAUUUAAUUAUUUAUAACAGAAUAUUGUGUAUUUUGAUUUGUAAGAUGAAAGUACUUAAAUGCAUUCAUAUCAGGAUUGUUCUGUCCUUUUUUGUGUAUAUAUUGUAUUUCUGGCUUAACUGAAGUUCUGUAGAUAGUUACGUAUACUUUUUAAUGUUAAACAUUGGUUGUAAAUGGUUCUGAUCCAGAUAAGAAAGGAAUUAUUGAGAUGUAAAUAUGAUUGUGAAAAGACAAAAUACAAUUAUUACUUAUUAAAUGUUUUAUUGUAAGAAAAUCUAUGUGACAUUUGGUUAUGUAUAUUUUGCACCAAUAUGUUAUGUAUUAUCUUGUAGGAUCUAAUUUGAAAUUUCUUGUACAUACAAAGUGCCGUGAUUGGCUUAAAUAAAGCACUCAUGAAUUUUAUGACUUUAUUGGAAUGGCACAAUUUGAUUUAUUACCCCAUGUUAAUUUGAAAAAUAAUUUUUGUAGAAAUAGAUACCAUCUCUCACAUAUUUUUACUACAUUACAUUAAAUGAACAAUGGCAAUAAAAUUUGCCACAUUCCAGGAAGUUACUGGUUGCACAGUUUGCAAAUAUUAGUAAGUUUAAAUAUGAGAUUACAGGUAGAAUUAGAUGGUUAUUUUUACACAUGAAAUUACUUGUCAAUUAUAAUUUCUUUUGUUCAUUUCUCUGUUACUCCUCAUUAAUUAUAAAGAAAAUUGAUUUUCAUCAUAGCAUAUUGUAUACAUUAGAAGCUGUUUUGUUACAAUUCCAUAUUACCAAUCAUCACAACUAUAUUCAACUUGAAACAGGUGAAUUAGAAAUGCAUGCGAAGCACAUGAGCAUAAUGUUGAUAAUGUGCUUUUCUUCAGAUUUAUCUUUUUUAUGCAUAUUGCAUUUAAAAUCAGAUUAUUGGUGUAUUUUAAGCGCAGAUUGGUAUUGUACAAAAUAACCAGAUGCAUGUUAAUUAAUUUAUCUACUUCCCUUUUUCCUCAAGAAUAAUUAAUCAUCUGAAGAUCGUUUUUAUCAAUUGAAUUCUUGAAGAAUUAGUGUGAGUAUAUUUUCAUUUCAGAAUUGCAGUAUUGUGUUGUAUUGUCUAAAGAACAAAUUUUUGGUUUUGUUCUGAAUGCUUUUUACAUUUUUGUUACUUGAAUGAACAAUUACAAAAAAUGUACACUAUCCACCAAAGAGGUAGUAUCAAGUUUUGACUGUACAACAACGAAAAUGAUGACACAACAAAAUUAUAACAUGCAACUGACUUAUCAAAUGUUCUAAAUUGUCAAGUAUUGUCAUGAAUUAUGCCACUUCUUAAAAUUAAGCAUUGAUCACAGAACAUGUGGAGUAUAAAGAGCUAAUUUUACUGCUUGGCUUUCUAUUAUACUUGUAUAAAAUAUGGACUUACAAUACCUGCAUUUUAUUUAAUGACAGGUUAAUAAAAUCUCAUGUGUGCAAUAAAAUAACUCUCAACAUAAUAAAAUUCAUGAAGCAACUGAUGCUUUUAAUUUGAGUAUUUACCUGUGUGCAAGUUGGCACACACUGCUCUUUAAAAUAUAAUGAUGUAUUGCACAGUUCGUAGUGGCAAGUUUGUGUAAAUCACUAGAAGCUACACAUUUGAAGGCUUCCCGUCUAAUGCCAUUGGAUACAUGUAUCCAGCUUUGAUGCUCAUCAUAUCUUGCUGGGCAAGGACAGCACAACUUGCAGCUUGUUCUUCAUAAAUUUGUCUGUAGAAACUGAACACCACCAACCAUAAGCAGAAACCUGUUGUGAAGUGAGUAGUAUUAAACUUACAGAUAUUAUUAUUUCGAAUAAUAAAAAUCUGCCAAUUAUUUUCAAAGCUGAUGUUCCAAAUUAAAGGUCUUAUUUUUAAAUAUACUAAUUUAUUUUUGUCACAUUAUUCUGUGAAAGUUGGAAACUACAAAAAUAAAGUUAUGAUGUCGAUUGUAUUCUUUUCUCAAUAUUUUGACAUUUGUUUUUAUGACAUUUACUGUUAGAACUUGCCAAUAAUUAAUUUCAAGACUACCCUGCUUUUUUCCUUCUUUUUUUUCUUUUCUUUUCUUUUUUUCUUUCUUUCCC
Messenger RNA from Gryllus bimaculatus (two-spotted cricket), 8090 nucleotides. The record is from the annotation of a GenBank genome assembly. Lineage: Eukaryota; Metazoa; Arthropoda; Insecta; Orthoptera; Gryllidae.